AUGGUUGGAGUUUCGGUGAAUAGUAAGAUACUUUAUAUUCACUUCUUGAAUAAAAAUAUAUAUUUUCAUCAUCUAAUUGAAAGUGUUGGGUUGAAGAGCUCUAAUGGCAAUGGUAAUGAAGGUGGAGGGACAAUACUUGCGGUGAUGGUGCAUGAGUGGUAUAAUGGAUGUAGAGAGAUGAUGGUGGUAAUUGUAGUGUAUAAUGAAGGGUUUGCUUGCGUCGAAGGGAUCUUCUUCUCCGGCAGCUUCAACUCGAUCUUCUGGCUCAAAAAACGAGGCUUGAUGCCCGGACUCACCUUCUCGAACGAGUUGAUUUCCCGAGACGAGGGUUUGCACUGCAAUUUUGUUUGCUUGAUCUAUGAGCUGCUGACUCAGAAGCUAAGUGAGGAGCAAGUUAAGAGAAUCGUUACUGAUGCGGUGGAGAUAGAGAGAGAGUUCGUGUGCGACGCUUUGUUGUGUGGACUAGUAGGGAUGAACAGUGAUCUAAUGAGUAACACCCCUAAGUAUAUUGAGUUAGUGGCUGAUAGGCUUUUGGGGGCUUUGGGAUAUGGAAAAUUGUAUGAUGCCCAAAACCCAUUUGAUUGGAUGGAGCUGAUUAGUUUGCAGGGAAAGACUAAUUUCUUUGAGACGAGAGUUGGAGAGUACCAGAAGGCUUCUGUGAUAAAUAGCUUGAAUCGGAAUGGUGGGCUUUAUGUCUUCAAGCUUGAUGAAGAUUUCUAA
Molecule: messenger RNA, 720 nt
Organism: Camellia sinensis
Lineage: Eukaryota; Viridiplantae; Streptophyta; Magnoliopsida; Ericales; Theaceae
Product: ribonucleoside-diphosphate reductase small chain-like
Biological process (GO): deoxyribonucleotide biosynthetic process
Molecular function (GO): oxidoreductase activity
Source: RefSeq, a predicted model, not a curated record